Belonocnema kinseyi is the source of this 505-nucleotide messenger RNA. RefSeq names its product B1-hordein-like. Bases 41 to 505 code for a protein of 154 amino acids. Lineage: Eukaryota; Metazoa; Arthropoda; Insecta; Hymenoptera; Cynipidae. The transcript is spliced from 3 exons. The record is from RefSeq and is a predicted model, not a curated record.
AUUGACCAGAGAGUACUACAGGUGGUAAAAGUUCAAAAAUAUGAAAGUCAAUUUGUUCACUUUUAUGCUGUUUUCUGCGAUAAUAGCAGUAACUUACGCUUAUUCUCUGCCUGAUUCGAUCCGGAAAGAUAAUAAGGAAAGAGUUCCUUCUACCCCAGACGAAAUACCACCUUACGAUGAUAAACCACAUCCCGAAACAAGACCUUCCAAACCUUUUCCCACCGAACAACCACCCUAUGAUCCUCAACCAUAUCCCGAAACAAGACCUUCCAGCAAAUUCCAAGGCGAACCACCAUCUUUUGAACCUCAGUCAUAUCCCGGAUCAGGACUAGAACUGGACCCAGAACACCUUCGUUUCCGUAGGUCUCCUAAAGACGCCAAGAAUGAAAUUACCGUCAACGAUAACCAAAAAAAAGACGCCGGUAUCGUUGAAAAUAAUUAUAGACCCAUCCGGAACAAAGGUAAGCCUCAAUUUGGAGCUUGCGGGUCCUACCCAUGGGAUUAG